Messenger RNA from Nyctereutes procyonoides (raccoon dog), 3374 nucleotides. RefSeq lists its product as uncharacterized. Lineage: Eukaryota; Metazoa; Chordata; Mammalia; Carnivora; Canidae. The transcript has 8 exons. The coding region runs from base 1 to 1119 and encodes 372 amino acids. The record is from RefSeq and is a predicted model, not a curated record.
AUGUAUGGCACAGACCAUACAGGGGGCAGUGAGGGGGGUGGCAUCGCAGUGCCGGAGUCCCUGGCCAGGCGGCGCUGCCUGUACUCACGGGAGCUGGGCGCAGGCUCGCUGAACCGCCUGCUGCUGCUGCACGCCGUCAUGUCCAGCUCCCUGCGGGAUGGCUCUGUUCUGAACACAUCCCCCCCGCCGCCGGAGGAGGCCAGCCGAGACCAGCUGGACGACAGGAAGGACCUCCCAUGGGGCGCCCAGUUCGAGCUGCCACCCAUGCUGCUGGAGACAGACAGUGGCUACAGGUCGUCACAAGGCACACCAUCAAAAACGCUGGGAAAGCAAGAUUCCCUUCUGCCCCCGCCGUCCCUCCGCAUCCUGCUAACCCCUCCAUCUCACGAGCAGUCGAGCUCCCUAAGUGUGAAGAAUUUGGUCUCCAAGCUGUGCUCCCCCACUGGCCGGGACCUGGGCGCCUCGCUGGUGGCAGCGGAGGCUGGUGGCCUGGCCCUGAGCGCUCAGGCCCUCAAGGAGAUGGCCGUGAGCACCAAGAGCAUUGCCCUCAUCGCGGCCACCCGGCGCUCCAAAGCACAGGACCGCGAGGGUGGCGGUGGCCGCUCCUCCAUCCGCCUUCUGGAGGAGAUGGCCCUGGAUUCCAGGGACCCGAAGGCCAGCGUCACCCCAGACCCAAGCCCAGCAGACAGGAGGUGGCCCCUCGCCAGCCCGGGCAGGGACUGUUCUACGGAGAGGAAGGCCAGGAGGAAGCGGUCACCCUCCCUCACCUGGAGCAUGCCGACGGCAGCAGAGCAUGGGGCUGAGAGCCAGCCAUCCCCAGCAGUCCUGCAGCUCACCAAGUCAUCUGGAAAGAGCUUCUUCCCUCCCGUCCCCGCGGCCUCCAAGAUAAAACCCAGCCUCAGUUCCCACACAGAUGAGAAGAUGCUCCAGAUGCCCGAGGUCAGCUUCACCUUCCCCAGCGCCACGUGGCAGAGCAGCCCGGGCCCAAGCAGGGCCCCACUCCUGCCCCGGGACAUCCGAGGGUCUACAGAUAGUGGAGGCCGACACCACAGCCCACUGCCUCCCAGCACGCCCCACAAGCCCCGGGGCAGCGCCAAGCGGCCGAGAAGGCCACAGUGAGGAUGUCAGCCAGAAGGCCAGGCAUGCGAGGGAAGGCCAGAGAGGCCAGCCCCAGGCACAGGGCUCUCUCUGCCCUGGAGUUGGGUUCAAGAGAUGGAGCCCUGGCAAGGACACUUCAGGGGGCAGCCAGCCAGCUUCCCACUGCUCUCUGUGCUGGCGGCUGCCUCACCAACCGUGUCAGAGGGAAGGCCGUUGAUGGAACAUCAGAGCCCUUCUGAAGGACAUCUCAGGAGGAGCCUCAGGCCUCAUCUGGGUCAUUCCCAUUUGUGAGUGAUCUUCCCAGGAUCACUCCACCCCAUAGUCUCUGCUCUGGGAGAAUGGUUUCCCUCUCCACCUGAUUAGGUGAGACCCACCCACACUGCAGCAGGUCCUCUGCUGAACCCGACAUCUCCUUACUGAUGUAUUUAUUUUUUAAAGAUUUUAUUUAUUUGUUCAUGAGAGACACAGAGAGAGGCAGAGACACAGGCAGAGGGAGAAGCAGGGAGCCCGAUGCAGGACUUGAUCCCAGGACCCUGGGAUCACAACCUGGGCCAAAGGCAGAUGCUCAACCAUUGAGCCACCAAGGCGCCUCUCCUUACUGAUUUAAAUGUUAAUCUCAUCUGAAGAACACCUUCACAGCACCACUGACCGCUGAUGUUUGAUGAAACGCCUGGGUAUCAUGGCCUGGCCAUGUUGAUGUUUCAAAUUCACCCUCAUGCCCCAUGGGCCUUGGCCAGCAGAGUGACACCAUCCUGUCCCCAUGUUCACAUAGGCUCUGGGGGAAGCCUGCAUUGGGGAAGCAUGAGAACACUCCCCAUUCUCGUGACCCAUCCAUCCUGUCACUGUGUUGUAACGUCCGUCCCCACACACCACGGCAUGGAGGACAUUGAAGCAGAAUCGUCAAGGAGCAUGAAGCCAGCCGUGUAAUCUGGGAACCCAGAAAUCGAGAUCCUAACUUUUUGUCAAGACAGGAAAGUCCGGGAAACUCUGAGCACCACUCGUGGAGGGCUGAAUCAUCGCCUUCUCCAGCUGUGCUUUCAGCGCUUGCUGUGGCUUUCAAACCACUGCCUACAUCUCGGACUCUCAGAGGCAUCCCCAUUUGGAGGUCAUGGGGACCAGAGCUACCUCCGAUGCAGCAUCCGGUGGAAUCUAUGGGUUUUAGGAAUCAGCUUGUUAGCACAUUAGGGCUGGAAGGUAGAGGCGUGUUGUUGUCUCACGGCCUGAGCAGUCAGCAGGUUGGCUUGGACCUGUGUAUGCCUGGCACAUGGCAGACACCCUAUAAGUGUGCAAACCGCACAGCUGGAUGCCAUGCCCUCUCAUCGUAGGACCUGCAGUCAAGGAGGAGCUGCUGGGCCUUCUGGAAGAGUGUGUGGAGGUGGGGAGGUCGGUCCCACUUAUCUUUGGGGGCUCUGCUGUCUGCUUGGUGCAGACCUGCCAGGGGCACCCUCUGAUGCUCACUUCCCCUUCCCUGGGGGAAAUGCUGAGCCUGGGGGGCAAGGAUGACUUCUGCUUUCCUGCCCUGGCCCCAGAUCCCGGGUAGGGCAAGAGUUACUGGUUGCCCCCUAUAUCUGCUCACUUUGUUCCAGGAUAAUAGAACCCCUCAUUUUUAGCUAGUCAAACAGCUCACAAAAUAAGGACUGUAUCUCCCAGCCUCCUUUGUGGCUGCAUAUUGCCAUGUAACCAAGUGACAGAUGGGAUACAAGCAACUGCUUCCAGGAAUCUUCACCACAAAGGAUAAUACGCAUUUUCCUCAUGCCUCUUUCCUUCUUCACUUCCUCAAUCAUACUGCCUGGAAUCUGGAUGUGAUGGCUGGAGCUCUAGCCACCGUUUUGAAGCCUUGAGGACAGAGGUCUUGAGGACAAAGGCCAUGCCUUCAGGAGGAUGGAGUGGGAAGUUGGAAGGAGCAGAGAUGCCUCUCAGCAUUGUUACACCCUACCCACAGAUGAGAACUUGAGAGGAAUAAAUGUGUAUCCGAGGCUCACCUUGUCUUAGCUGAUCAGGGAGGGGAAGCCCAGGCAGUUGGCAAGUUGUGGCCAGAGAAGUCCCUGGUAAUUUUGUGGAAUGACAUCAACAGAUUAGAAAUGACAGCAUGGUGGGACGUGGGGUCAUAUAGGGGCCCCAAGUUCUUCCUAGGCUGGUGUGAACAUACAGAAGGAACUCCUGGUCUUUCUGCACCCUGCCUUGAGCUGGGUGGAAAGGUGGGUCACAAAGAGAGCUGUAGACCGGGAGGCUAUGGACUGGCCCAGGCAUCUGAGAGAUGGCUGAGGAGGCACUUA